Phaedon cochleariae (mustard beetle) is the source of this 2399-nucleotide messenger RNA. NCBI's taxonomy places the organism in Eukaryota, Metazoa, Arthropoda, Insecta, Coleoptera, Chrysomelidae. The record is from the annotation of a GenBank genome assembly.
UUUGUGUUCUCUUGAAUUUUUUGGUGUAUGGAUUUGGAUUGUUAACACUGAUCUGAUUAAUAUAUUUUUCGAAAAUAAGCAAUACUGGAUGCGCCAGCUUCCAUAACGAAUGUGUGCUUACAUUUACACAAAAAUAUCCAAAGUGGUUUGGACCACAACUUUGACAAAAGGUGCAUACCCACAUACCCACUGAUUUAUCUCAAACAAUAGCCUUUAACCUAAACAAUAGGAUUCAUGAGCUAUUAAUUUCAAGUCCAUCGAUCUUAUUCAACAGAUAUUUUCUCCUACUUUUCAGUUUGAUUGAAUAGAACAUUGGGUAAAGUAUCUAGGCACCUAUAUAACCAUAAACAAUCACUGAUAUAUAUAAUAUUGUGUAAUAGUGCAAAACGAUAGUCAGCAUAAUUUCUUCUUGGUUGAUGAUCUCCCCAAAAAAUUGAAAAGAAAAUGAGCAAAGACAUGAAAGAAAUCUUGAGAAUCCCAAAAAGAACACCAAUAACUGAUGACUAUGAGAUAACCAAGCAAGUCUUAGGGCUUGGGAUUAAUGGUAAAGUUGUUGAAUGUUUCAAUCGUUCAACAAGAGAAAAAUUUGCAUUGAAGAUUCUCAUAGACAGUGUAAAAGCUAGAAGAGAAGUAGACCUGCAUUGGAGGGCCAGUGGCUGUCGUCACAUAGUAAAUAUCAUUGAUGUGUAUGAAAAUAAGUACCAUAACAAUACAUGUCUUCUUGUUGUUAUGGAAUGUAUGGAGGGAGGGGAACUCUUCCAGAGGAUACAGGAUAGGCCAGAUGGGGCAUUUACUGAAAGAGAGGCUGCCCAAGUAAUGCAUGAAAUAUGCAUAGCUGUUAAGUACCUUCAUGAUAAUGACAUUGCCCACAGAGAUUUGAAACCUGAAAAUUUGCUUUAUUCAAAAAAAGGUACUUAUGGUGUACUUAAGUUGACUGAUUUUGGAUUUGCCAAAGAGACCUUAGUGAAAGAUACCCUGCAGACACCAUGCUAUACACCUUAUUAUGUUGCACCUGAAGUUUUAGGGCCAGAAAAAUAUGACAAGAGCUGUGAUAUAUGGUCUUUAGGUGUGAUAAUGUACAUUUUGUUAUGUGGAUUUCCUCCAUUCUAUAGUAACCAUGGGCUGGCAAUAUCUCCAGGAAUGAAGAAAAGAAUCAGAAUGGGUCAGUACACAUUUCCAAAUCCUGAGUGGCAGAAUGUGAGUCAAGAUGCCAAAGACCUAAUCAAUGGUAUGCUCAACAUAGACCCAACCAAAAGAUUCACUAUUGACCAAGUAAUGAGCAACAGAUGGAUUGCACAAUACACAGCUGUUCCACAAACUCCACUACACACUAACAAGAUGCUGAAAGAGGGUGUGGAAAUGUGGCCAGAGGUUCAAGAAGAAAUGACCCGUUCAUUAGCAACUAUGAGAGUUGAUUAUGACCAAGUGCAAAUAAAAACUCUGGAAAACUCCAAUAAUCCUCUGUUGAAUAAGAGACGUAAGAAAAUGGCUGGCUCAGAGAAAGAAGUAUGAGUUAAAAAUAUGUUAUUUCAGAAAACUCAUUUCGUUUUUGGGUGAUGUGAUUAAAAUAUAUGUAAUAUUCAAUCUUAGUGUGUUAUAAGUGCAUUUAAGAAAAUUGUAUUCCUCAUUUUAUUCAUUCAUGUAAUCAUAAUUUUUUUGUAACAGUACUGGGAGCACUGAGGGAGGACAAAUAUUGUUGAACAGGUAGAAAGUUCCAUAGUGAUGAUAUCCUAAAUCUAUACUGAAUUGUAAUAUUUUACUUGACUAGAUAAAGGUACUGAAAAACCAAUUUAAAAUAUACCGGGUGUCCCUAGUUAUUGUCAUUAUUGCUUAUUUGACAAGAUAAUUAGAAAAUUAGAUUAAUGAAAUACCUUUGACAGCCCUGUAGCUACUCUCCACUUUUUUAAAUGGCAAACCCUAUAUUUUAUGAAUUUCCAUAUUUAUGCUCAAUGAGUGUGAGAGAAAGAAAUUUUGAUAUUGCUCCGUCAGACCCUGUAUCAUUGAAUUUGUUAUGAUAAUCCCUAACCGAUUAUGGAAUCAAAUACAGGGUGUGCCAUUUGUGAAUAAAAAGUGAGAGGUAGCUACCACAAAACUGUCAAAUGAAAUCAUUUUUUUUAUUUUCUAAUUAUCUUCAAAUAAUAUUCUUCAAAUUUGCAAUAUAAUUGAACAUAGGAAUUAUGAAAUUAGUUAUGAGAUUCUGGCAUAGGAUUCUGUAAGGUGAAUGGAAGGACAGUUACAGUGAAGUCCAUAUUGCUCAAGGUUUAGCAUUUUGGGUUGCAUGGAGAGUUUGAAGAAUAUUCCUACUACCCACCCAUUUGUUGAAUGUAAAAAAUCUAGUCUCAUAAUAUGUUGCAGGUACUUAUGCAAAUCAUCAUAGAUCAUGGAUAGUUCUGUAAGAU